Dermacentor andersoni is the source of this 3022-nucleotide messenger RNA. RefSeq names its product kanadaptin. The record is from RefSeq and is a predicted model, not a curated record. Lineage: Eukaryota; Metazoa; Arthropoda; Arachnida; Ixodida; Ixodidae. Gene Ontology annotation, molecular function: protein binding; RNA endonuclease activity producing 5'-phosphomonoesters, hydrolytic mechanism.
UAUAUUUUGCGUAUUGGAGGGGUGGUUUGCCGUUGCACGUUUACCACUUCCAAUUCCCCAUAUGCAUAUGUUAACGGGAGACGCAAAAGUUUUUUUUUUUUCGCUACGGAAUCGUACGAUAUGAAGGCACAAAUUGUAUUUGCAGUCUAUUUCGUUAUACCAUGGCACAUGUAUCGAGGAUUUGUGAAAUCUCUAAGCAGUGGAUCAAUCGCACAUGAUACUUCAAGUUGCUGUCGAACACCAACUGUUAACUCAAAAUAAAAAAUAAAAAUAUAUUAGUAUUUGGCAAGAUAAUCAGAACCAAAACCGAAAUCAGGCACGACGCUAAUAUCAGACACGCUCUUCUGCUCGCUUUUAUAACCUUAAAUGUCAAAAAUUAAUUGUGAAUAACCGCAUAACUUACAGGGUAAGUCAUACAGCGUUAUUCAGAACUGAAAAGUAUUCUCUGUGUUAAUGCGUAACACGUCGGUGAAUCUGUCGGCGAAAAAAUGCCCGCCUCGGGCAACCUCCGCAUUAAAAAGAUGGCCGCUUCUAGUGACGAAAUUUGCACGAUCUUGCUAGUACACUCCAAUCUUGCGUUGCUCACUCGAAGUGGAGUUGUGCGUCCAGUGCAGCAUCUAAAGCCGUUCGUUUCGCGAUGAAAGUGUGAGCCUCGAGUUAUUCACCUGCAGGCCACUGACGCCAAAGUGCGCGAUCUUUCGCAAUGGACUCCGAAGUGUCAACAACAACCGCAACCCAGCCACCACCACAGGUUGAAGAAGACGCGACGACGGCCGCAGACAGCAGUGCGCCCGCACAGAGCGACAAUGGAGCCGUCAGUUCGUCAUCCGCGAGUGACAGCAACCCGGAGCCGAUGCAAACCGACGGCGAAUGCGAGGAGGGCGCGGAUGCUUCCGAGGUGUCGUCGUCCAAAACGGAGGCUCCCUGCCGCCCGUCGUUCAAAAUGCCGCUGAUCGGCCCCAGGCCGGGGAAGCAGAAGGUGCUGAAGACGGGCAUCACACCUCUACCGCAGUGCAUCGAACUGCCAGCCGCCUCCUCUUCGUCGGCUGGAAGUGGGGAGCCCCAAGCAAGCGCCGAGUCCACGACACCUGGUCCAAAACCGACGCCUACCGACGUGCCGUACGAGGAACCACCUUGGAGUGGUGUACCAAACCGAGAGUACAAUUUCCAAGUGCUCAAGGGAGGCGUCAUUGUGUCAAACUUUCCACUGGACAAGCCUUACCUUGUCAUCGGUCGAAAGGACGACUGCGACAUCGUUCUGGAGCACCCAUCCAUAUCACGCUACCACGCUGUGGUGCAGUUCAGGGCUGGGGAAUCAGGCACAUCAGGUUUCUACUUGUAUGACCUUGACAGCACACACGGCACAUCUGUGAACAAGCUUCAAGUGCGAGCACGUUCCUACAAGCGGCUCAGAGUUGGGUACCUGGUCAAGUUUGGUGGCAGCUCACGAAACUUCAUACUCGAGGGACCAGACGACGACCAGGAAGAUGAGUCUGACCUCACGGUGUCAGAAAUAAAGCAACUGCGCAAGAAGCAAGAAGAGGAAGCUCGACAGAAGGAAGCUGAAGCCAAGGCUAAAGCUGAAGCUGACAAGACCAAGGAAGAGGAAGGUGGCGUUGACUGGGGCUUGGGAGACGAUGCGGAAGAUGAAGAUCCCUCGUCUGAGAACCCAUUUGCAGUGGCAGGCAACAACGAAGACCUGUACAUAGAUGACCCCAAGAAGACUCUUCGAGGCUGGUUUGAACGCGAAGGCUAUGAACUACAGUACAAUGUGGAAGAGAAAGGCUACAGCCACUUUGUCUGCACUGUUGAGCUGCCCAUUGAUGCAGCAAACGGAGCCCCUGUCAUUGCCGAAGCAUCAGUGAAAGGCAAGAAGAAGGAGGCAGUCAUUGCAUGCGCACUCGAGGCAUGUCGCAUUCUGGACCAGCAUGGAGAGCUCCGGAAAGCCUGCCACGAGGCCCGUAAGCGGAAAGAGAAAAACUGGGAAGAGAAUGACUUUUACGACAGUGAUGAGGACACCUUCCUGGAUCGGACGGGCACCAUUGAGAAGAAGCGCGAGAUGCGGAAGAAGAUGGCGCGCAAGGAGGCUACAGAGGUCGACACAUACGACACCCUGGUGGAGAAACUGCGGAUCAUUGAGGAGCAAAUUGGACAAGUCCAGGCCAAGCUGGAGGAGAGCAAGAGGGCAUCCGAGCGAGCUGAGAGUGAAGCAGACGACUCACUGGAGGCAUUCAUGAGUGCACUCAAGUCUCGCUCGCUGGAGGACAAGACACAAAGGUCGAGGUGGCGACAGGAAUUGGCUGGACUGCUGCAGGAGCGGCUCAGGCUCACACGUCUUGCCAACAUUGCGAAGCCCGCCCACUUGCCACCACUUACUGGUGCUUUGCUAAAUCCACAAGCUAAAGGCGAGGCACAAGGAUCGAAGAAGGUCCUCCCAAUGACGGGAUCCCUGAAGAACAGGAAGAAACUGGUCAUGCCAGAGCCCGAGAGAAGGGUGGUCGCAUGCUCGUCUAGUCAAGAUGGAGAGGAAGAAGACGAAGAGGAGGACGACAAUGAACAAGGAGGAGAAAACGGGGCCGAAGCUGCCAGCAAAGCCAGUGAUGGUGCCAAGUCGGAGGAUGGAACCAGCCGCAACACGGACACAGUCAUGGACGAAACACCAGACAGCGGAACACCCUCAAGUCAAACGACAGAAGAGCAAGGAAAGACGGAUGGAGCAAAAUACGAAGACAAGUCCACAUCUCAAGCCAAGACUGAGGAGGCAGAGAAGAAGCCAGUCAUCAUUGGUCCAGAGAGGCCUCCCAUGGUGCUGGAGUUUGUCAAAAAGGCACCCAAGAUCAUUCGGACAACCGAGAAGAAGAACAAAGAGAGCCAGAAGAAGAAACACCCAUUUGAGAGUUCAGAUGACUACGUUGGAUGGCUUCCUCCAGAAGGCCAGUCUGGGGAUGGCAAGACACACCUCAACGCCAAGUAUGGGUACUAAGCCAGCGCCAGGUUGGAGAGGCAUGGUGGCUACAUCGUC